ACAAGAGAUGGGUAGAUGUAGAACAAACAUAGAUCCUUAUUUUUCCUCCAAGUGACCAUCUGCGCAACCAAAAAAUGAGCUGCUCCUUGUUGAAUCCGCUCCAAGUUGGUUCGAGUAGAUGCCAACUCCCGAAGCAACAUCCGAGCCUUCGUCCUUCGUUGAGUAUACAUUUUCCCGGAGCUUUGUCGCGUUGCGGAUGGAGAGCAAAAAUGGUAGGACCAGUGAGACCUAAAUUCGUUCUCUUUGGUUCUUCUAUAGUUCAGUACAGCUUUGACGAUAGAGGAUGGGGUGCUGAUAUUGCCAAUUUGUAUGCCCGUCAGGCAGAUGUUAUUUUACGUGGCUAUGCUGGUUGGAAUUCAAGUCAAGCUCUACAGGUCGUGGAUGAAGUUUUUCCAAAGGAUUCAAUCAUCCAACCUUCUCUAGCGAUAGUCUAUUUUGGUGGUAAUGAUGCAAUCAUUCCCCUUCCUUUUCCGGGCGGUAGUCACGUGCCACUUCCUCAAUUCAUUGAUAACAUGACCAAGAUUGCCUGCCAUAUCAAGAGCCUCUCGACAACGACUCGCAGCAUCUUCCUCACACCACCACCGGUAAACAGUGAUCAAAUUAGAGAGCUAUUGCCAGGACUUGAGAAGCUUCGAACGAUGGAGAAUCUUGAGAUCUAUACAGAUGCGUUAAUUGACAUUUGUAGGGAGAUAGGCGUUGAAUAUGUUGAUUUGUUUAGGGCUGUUCAAAAGAGAGAAGAUUGGCUAACCUUCUUCACGGAUGGUGUCCAUUUUACAGAAGAAGGAAGCCGCGUAGUUUUUGAUGAAAUUAAGAAUACGAUUAACAGGGCAAAUUGGGUACCAAGCUUGGCUGUGGGAUCCAUGCCAAUUGAAUUCGGAAAUAACACAGGACUACGUUCCUUUGACUUUGAAGGCUCGAGCAUCAUUCUAGAUUAAUUUUAACUACUGUUCAAUCUCUAUUUUUUAGACCUCAACAAAGGACCAGCCGUCGGUGGAUCCAAACUUAUAAAUUAUUAUUUAUGCUUUAAUUAGUAGAAUUGUGUUAUGUUAAAUAGUUUAGCCAACAAUAAUUAUCUCUAUCAUAGAACGAAAAUGAUGCAUUUUUAUUUUUUUGGA
Momordica charantia (bitter melon) is the source of this 1115-nucleotide messenger RNA. RefSeq names its product GDSL esterase/lipase CPRD49. NCBI's taxonomy places the organism in Eukaryota, Viridiplantae, Streptophyta, Magnoliopsida, Cucurbitales, Cucurbitaceae. The record is from RefSeq and is a predicted model, not a curated record.